CGAAGGGGGAGGAGCUCAUGCUUUUUUGCCCCACCCCCACCGCGUGUCAGUCCCAAGCUUCAGAAUUCGCUUCAGGUUGGCAGGCAGGACUGUGCAUUGAAAGGGCAUGGCUUUGGAAUCCUGGCCUUGCCCCACUACAGAUCUUGGGCAAGCCGCCGAAGGUAUCUGAUCCUCAGUUUCUGCAUCUGUACAAUGGAAAACCUAAUGCUUACAAGGGGACGGCUGUGAGCCACGUGGGAGCUAACUUCUAAGAAAUCUGUGAUCUGCAAAAAAAUCUUCAAGUCACAGUGGCAGCUUUGAGAGUUGGACAGCCAGGUUCCUGAAGUGACUGAUCUCUAGGCUCCAGCCCCAAUCUGCCACCAUUCCGUGCUGCGGGGACACCAUGGCUCCAGAGGAAGCCACUGGAGGGGAGGCCCUAGAGGGCAGCUUCUGGGAGGCUGGCAACUACAGGCGGACGGUGCAGCGGGUAGAGGACGGGCAUCGGCUGUGUGGGGACCUGGUCAGCUGCUUCCAGGAGCGUGCCCGCAUCGAGAAGGCCUAUGCCCAGCAGCUGGCUGACUGGGCCCGAAAGUGGAGGGGCACUGUGGAGAAGGGCCCCCAGUACGGCACGCUGGAGAAGGCCUGGCACGCCUUCUUCACGGCAGCCGAGCGGCUGAGCGCGCUGCACUUGGAGGUGCGGGAGAAGCUUCACGGACAGGACAGUGAGCGCGUGCGUGCCUGGCAGCGGGGCGCCUUCCACCGGCCAGUGCUGGGUGGCUUCCGAGAGAGCCGGGCCGCUGAGGACAGCUUCCGCAAGGCCCAGAAGCCCUGGCUAAAGAGGCUGAAGGAGGUUGAGUCUUCCAAGAAGAGCUACCAUGGAGCCCGAAAGGAGGAGAAGACAGCGCAGACUCGGGAGAGCCAUGCGAAGGCAGACAACGCGGUCUCCCAGGAGCAGCUGCGCAAGCUGCAGGAACGAGUGGACCGCUGCACCAGGGAGGCGGAGAAGAUGAAAACCCAGUAUGAGCAGACGCUGGCAGAGCUGCAUCGCUACACCCCACGCUACAUGGAAGACAUGGAGCAGGCCUUCGAGACCUGCCAGGCUGCUGAGCGCCAGCGGCUUCUCUUUUUCAAGGAUAUGCUGCUUACCUUACACCAGCACCUCGAUCUUUCUAGCAGUGAGAGGUUCCAUGAGCUCCACAGAGACCUGCAUCAGGGUAUCGAGGCAGCCAGUGACGAAGAGGAUCUGCGUUGGUGGCGCAGCACCCAUGGACCGGGCAUGGCCAUGAACUGGCCACAGUUUGAGGAGUGGUCCUUGGACACACAGAGGACAAUCAGCCGGAAGGAGAAGGGUGGUCGGAGCCCUGAUGAGGUUACUCUGACCAGCAUCGUGCCCACAAGAGAUGGUGCUGUGCCCCCACCGCAGUCCCCUGGGUCCCCAGGCAGUGGGCAGGAUGAGGAGUGGUCAGAUGAGGAGAGUCCCCGGAAGACUGCCACUGGGGUGCGGGUGCGGGCGCUCUAUGACUACGCUGGCCAGGAAGCUGAUGAGCUGAGCUUCCGAGCAGGGGAGGAGCUGCUGAAGAUGAGCGAGGAGGAUGAGCAGGGCUGGUGCCAGGGCCAGCUGCAGAGUGGCCGCAUUGGCCUGUACCCUGCCAAUUACGUGGAGUGUGUAGGGGCCUGAUUGCCCUGACAGCCCUUCUGCAACGUUUCUCCAUCCUGAGCCAGAGCUCAGCUUCUCCUGAACAGCGGACCUGAGGGCCCUGAACCAUUGUGCCCCUGCUACCGUCUGUCCCUCGAGUGGGGAGGGCACCCGGGAGCCGGGGGGAGGGGAGGGGCCAUGUCUAGGAAGGGAAGGGCCAAAUGAGUCCAGGCAGAGGGCAGAGGGUAAGAUGAGGUCAGGUGACAGAAAGGAUUCAGGGGUACCUGGGCCUCCCUAGGAGUGCUUUGGUCUCCUCAGGAUCCAUGGACUCGAUUCCUGGUCUAUGUGUUUUGGGGUUCCUGGGGUGGACUUGGGGUGAGUGUAGAUCUGGGCUAGCAACACUCUUUUUGGCUUGUUCUAGCGUGUAUUAAACUUGA
Molecule: messenger RNA, 2052 nt
Organism: Molossus molossus (Pallas's mastiff bat)
Lineage: Eukaryota; Metazoa; Chordata; Mammalia; Chiroptera; Molossidae
Gene: PACSIN3
Product: protein kinase C and casein kinase substrate in neurons 3
Exons: 11
Coding region: 383-1657 (424 amino acids)
Biological process (GO): plasma membrane tubulation; regulation of endocytosis; cytoskeleton organization
Cellular component (GO): endosome; cytoplasm; plasma membrane
Molecular function (GO): protein binding; phospholipid binding
Source: RefSeq, a predicted model, not a curated record